AUGGAUGAUUCUCACAUACAUAUUCAGCUUAUUCAAGCAGUGAUAGCUGAGAUAUUAAGUCAAGUAGGUUUUGAAAAGGCUAACAAACAAGCCUUGCAAAUUUUGGUAGAUAUUGCUUUUGAUUUUAUGAUACGCUCCUUAGUAAAUGUUAAACAAAUCAUGAGUGAAGUUGAGUUUGGGGAAGCUUUAAAUUUACCAGCUGAAGAUAAGGAGACUGCAGCUGAACGGGGACCGAUUGAGGAGUUGAUGCAAAAGAUUUUGAUUACUGAGUACGUUGGUGGAGCUGGAUCUUAUCGUCGGGAGGAAUUAGUCUCAUUCUUACAGUUUCAACUUAACAUAACAAAACAGAUAAGGAGGGAGGAGGGAAGGAGUAAGGUUUCUCUACUGGAAAUGCUAAGACCAGGUGAAGAGAUUAAAGUACCAGAAGAAGACAGAAGUCUAGUUGACUUUACAGGUAAGGAAGAGGACGAGCAGAAGGAGUUACAAGAGAAGAAGUACUUAGACCAGGAUGUAAGAGAACACUUACAAGAACAGACUAAGUUGGAGUUACAAGCCUGUUGUCCUAUACUAGAAGGAGUAGAGGAAGAAGAUGUACCUUUAGACUUACCUAUGGCUAGUAUUACUAAGCAGAAGAGGGAGUACAUGAUCAGAGAAUCAUUAAGGGACUAUGAGUAUAUGCUGGGUAAGAAAAGGGCUAAUAUUAGGUGUUUUACGCCUUGUGAGUUUCUAGGGGAGAUUCCUUUACUAGAGGACUUGAUGGCUCUAAGUACGUUACGCCGGGCGGCCAGACGGGAUAAGGAGGGAGGUGAUGAUGAAGGCCAGUCAAAACCAGGCGUAUUUAAUCGGGUGGUGGACGAAGUAUCAGUUGAAUAA
Nematocida homosporus is the source of this 873-nucleotide messenger RNA. RefSeq lists its product as uncharacterized. Bases 1 to 873 code for a protein of 290 amino acids. The transcript has a single exon. The record is from RefSeq and is a predicted model, not a curated record. Lineage: Eukaryota; Fungi; Microsporidia.